AUGUCGACCUUAGAAGUUUGUACAAUUCCUACUAAACCUUACAAUGACCAAAAACCAGGCACAAGUGGUUUAAGAAAGCGUGUCAAAGUUUUCCAACAGGAAAAUUACACGCAUAAUUUUAUUCAAGCUAUCUUGGAUUCAAUGCCUGCUCCUGGAGCUAAAGGCUCUACAUUGGUUGUUGGAGGUGAUGGAAGAUAUUAUUCUAAAGAAGCAAUUGAAAUAAUUAUUCGUGUAGCAGCUGGAAAUAAGGUUUCUAAAUUGAUCAUCGGACAAAAUGGAAUUUUGUCCACUCCUGCUGCUUCAAAUCUUAUUCGUGUUCUUAAGGCUGAUGGUGGUAUACUUCUUACCGCUUCUCAUAAUCCGGGAGGUCCGGAUAAUGAUUUUGGUAUAAAGUUCAAUGUAAAUAACGGAGGUCCUGCUCCAGAGAAUAUCACUAAUUUGAUCUAUGAAAAAUCAAAAGAUAUCAAACAAAUUUUCUUAUGUGAAUUUCCUGAGAUCGAUUUAUCUACAAUUGGUGAACGCCAAUUUGAUGGGUUUACGAUAAAAAUUGUGGAUUCUGUACACGAUUACGUCAUUCUAUUAAAAGAAAUUUUUGAUUUUGAUUUAAUCAAGAAUUUCUUUGUAAAAAAUCCGGAUUAUACAGUUUUAUUUGAUGGAAUGCACGGAGUAACGGGACCUUAUGGUAAAAGGAUUUUUAUUGAAGAACUUGGUCUUCCCCAAUCCUCUGUUCAAAGUUGUAUUUCAUUACCAGAUUUUGGUGGAGGUCAUCCUGACCCAAAUCUUACUUAUGCUCAUGAUCUUGUUAAACGUGUUGAAAAAGAAAAUAUUAAAUUUGGUGCUGCAUCUGAUGGGGAUGGGGAUCGUAAUAUGAUCUAUGGCAAAGGUGCAUUUGUCAACCCGUCAGAUUCAGUAGCAAUAAUUGCUGCCCAUGCUGAAUUAAUUCCAUAUUUUAAAAGAACUGGGAUAAAAGGUUUAGCUCGUAGUAUGCCAACAAGUGCAGCAAUUGAUCUAGUUGCAAAAAAUAAAGGUGUCGAAAUGUUUGAAGUUCCUACUGGUUGGAAAUUUUUUGGUAAUCUUUUGGAUGCUGGUAGAUUAUCAAUUUGUGGUGAAGAGAGUUUUGGAACUGGAUCUGAUCAUAUUCGCGAAAAAGAUGGCUUAUGGGCUAUUGUUGCAUGGAUCAAUAUUAUUGCCGCGAUAAAUGAAAAGAAACCUGGUGUAGGUAUCAAAGAAAUUCUUUUUAAUCAUUAUGAAACCUAUGGUCGCAACUUUUUUACGAGAUAUGAUUAUGAAGAAGUGGAUGGUGAAAAUGCAAAAAAAGUGAUUAUGCACCUUCAUCAUUUGAUUGGUGAAGGCAAGAAUGAAUUUAUUGGGAAAACCUUUGGUCAAUUUAUAGUAUCAAAAGCCGAUGAUUUUGAAUAUUGCGAUCCAAUUGAUGGCAGCGUGUCUAAAAAUCAAGGUAUUCGUAUAAUCUUUACCGAUAAUUCACGAAUUGUUAUUCGACUUAGCGGUACGGGAAGCCAAGGUGCAACAAUUAGAUUAUAUAUAGAAAAAUAUUCAAAAAAUCCUUUUGAUUAUGAAAUGGAUAAUCAAAUAGCAUUAAAACCAUUAAUUGAAGUUGCUUUGGAAAUUACUAAACUUCAAGAAUUCACGGGAAGAGAAAAACCCACAGUUAUUACAUAA
Messenger RNA from Diversispora eburnea, 1680 nucleotides. NCBI's taxonomy places the organism in Eukaryota, Fungi, Glomeromycota, Glomeromycetes, Diversisporales, Diversisporaceae. The record is from the annotation of a GenBank genome assembly.